Rhodotorula graminis WP1 is the source of this 1086-nucleotide messenger RNA. RefSeq lists its product as uncharacterized. Gene Ontology annotation, molecular function: protein binding. The coding region runs from base 1 to 1086 and encodes 361 amino acids. The transcript is spliced from 3 exons. Lineage: Eukaryota; Fungi; Basidiomycota; Microbotryomycetes; Sporidiobolales; Sporidiobolaceae. The record is from RefSeq and is a predicted model, not a curated record.
AUGAGCAGCACACACGACCCUCAGCAGCCGUCGCCGUUCGACCGCCUCCCCGACGAGCUCCUCGUCAAGAUCCUCCGCCACCUCCCUCAGCACGAGCUCUCGGCGCACAGUCACAUCGAGGGCGAGCAUGGCUCCAUGGGCGAGGUCCGCCUCGUCUCGCGACGCUUCAACGCAGUCGGCCGUGACCUGGCCUGGCGCGGCUUCAAGCUCUCUGCCGCACCGAGCAAGCGCGACUUGGCUCGUGCACUCGAGGUGCUUGGCUUCCUGCCGGCAGGCCAGCCGGUGAGCUGUUCGGAGUUGGAGCUUACGGGCACGCCGCGUGAGGGCGGGCUGGCCCUUGCGCGGUGGGCGGCCGAGUUCCCGGACGUCGAGGGCCUCAGCGUGCAGAGCUGCGGCAUCCACGACCUCGAGAACGCGACCAGCUUCAGCAAGCUGCGCUUCCUCUCUCUCGGCGACAUGGACCUCAACCUCCCGCCGUCGGCCUUCUUCCCCGGCGUCGAGUCGAUGGACUUGUACUGCGCAACUUUCGGUUGGCCGCUCCGGCCUAUCACGACAUCUGCGUUCCCGGCGCUGCGGCGCCUCGGCGUCGACUUCUGCCGCGUCCAGGGUGCCGACUCGGACGUCCUGCCGCCCAACUUGGUCGCCCAGCUCGAGUACAUCCAGCUCGAGGACUUGUCGCGUGAUGGGCCCGCAUGGUAUCGUCCUCUCGGUGUCGAGAUCGCCCGGCAGGAGGUGCGCAUCCUCUGGACCGUGUCUCUGGUCGAGAGGGUGUCGUUCAACCGCAUCGUCGUCAAGUCCGGGCCCAUGCCGUCCGCCGCCGUCGGGCGCUACCUUCGCCUCGAGCCGCCAGACAUGGUCGCACCGUCUUCUUCGACCGCACUCGACGCCGCCCUCGGCCUCAUCGCCAAGCACGCCCACCUGCGCGCCGUCUUCCUCCCGUCGUCCAUGUGGCAGCGGGCGCCGUCGGCCGACCCGGACGAGGCCGCGAGCCGUCAGGCCAUCAUCGACCACUGCGCGAGCUUCUCGAUGUACCUGCGCGAGGAGGCGGCGAGGGCGCAGUCGGCGGCGGUCAGGGCGAGGGACUGA